AUGCUCGCAGCAGCUUACAGAAACGUCUGCAGGCACUCCAACACGCACAAGGCACUCCUGAAAAGCUUCACAGUCUCAAAAUGUGCGCGUCACUUCUCUAUAACGCCCAAACUUGAUCCUACUAUUCGUGAAUUCGUGUCUUGUCUGGCUCAGAAACAACCGAGCUUCAGAGUAUCGUCGAAAGAUGUGCAUGUACUCGCGCAGCCUUCUGAAUUCUACACAAACCUACUCAACAUCAUCCGCCGUGCACGCCGGCGGAUAUUUCUGUCGUCAUUAUACAUUGGUUUCUCAGAGACAGAACUGAUAGAUACUUUAGACGAUGCACUUCGGAGAAAUCCAGGUCUGCACCUCUACUUGAACUUGGACUACAACCGCUCAACUCGACCUGGCCCAUCAUCUCCCAUUCUCUCCCUUCUUCCCCUUCUCCGGAACCACGAGCACAGAGUACAUAUAUCCCUCUUUCGGAGUCCAAAGCUCAGCGCAACGAUGGGAAAGAUAGUCCCCCCUCGAUUCAACGAAGGCUGGGGUACCUGGCAUGCUAAAAUCUACGGCUCAGACGACGAAGUCAUGAUCAGCGGAGCAAACUUGAACAAGGCAUAUUUCUCAAACAGACAAGAUCGCUAUCUGCAUUUCAGCGCCCAACCCGCUCUCGCAGAUUACUGUUUCUCCUUCUUGCAGACCGUCUCUGGGUUUUCGUAUCGCGUGCUGGCAGCGUCAGAUGGACAUGGACCGGUUCUUCAUUGGGAAGACACGUCUGUUUCGCCUUGCCGGAUUCAGGCAAAGGCGGAACGUGUGUUGUCACAGUUUCAAAUGAAACAUCUCCUUUCUUCUCCCAGCAGUACUAGUGAAGAGCACGCAAAUUCGGAUGUAGUCAUCUUUCCUGUUAUCCAAGCUGGGCAGUUCAAUAUCCGAGAGGAGGAGCUUGCGUUGUCGAUGCUCUUCGAUCACCUGUCAUCUCGCGAACGCAUUGGCAAACAACCUGUCAUGGAUCUAACAAGUGGCUACUUUGGGUUAUCCAGAGAAUACCAGGAUCUGAUCUUGAAAUCCGACAUUGGAUGUAGUAUCAUAGCAGCUAGCCCGAAGGCAAAUGGUUUCUACGGGUCUGGUGGCUUGUCUGGGCUCAUCCCUGAAGGAUAUACUUUAUUGGAGCAACGCUUUAUGUCGGCUGUAAGAGCCGCGAGCCGAUCUUCUCCUUCGAAUGUUCCAGACGGUCGUAAUAUCAGCCUUGGAGAGUGGGAGAGGGAUGGUUGGACAUAUCAUGCGAAAGGGAUUUGGCUCUCUCCUUCAGUGGACUCACCGCCAGUACUUACGCUUUUUGGGUCGACGAACUUGAACUCACGUUCAGCGAACCUUGACACAGAGUUGUCUUUCGUGAUGGCGACUUCGUCUGACGAUCUGCGUCAGAAAUUGCAUGAGGAAGUUCAGGGACUGAACCGGUGGGCGGUGCCUUGGAGGGGCGGAGAAAGAAAGGUCAGGUGGCGCACGAAGGCCAUUGUGGGUCUCGUUGGUGGGAUGUUGUAG
Molecule: messenger RNA, 1521 nt
Organism: Suillus clintonianus
Lineage: Eukaryota; Fungi; Basidiomycota; Agaricomycetes; Boletales; Suillaceae
Exons: 6
Coding region: 1-1521 (506 amino acids)
Biological process (GO): cardiolipin biosynthetic process
Cellular component (GO): mitochondrion
Molecular function (GO): CDP-diacylglycerol-glycerol-3-phosphate 3-phosphatidyltransferase activity
Source: RefSeq, a predicted model, not a curated record